Messenger RNA from Osmia lignaria (orchard mason bee), 1837 nucleotides. It is a transcript of the gene Nasp, whose product is annotated as Nuclear autoantigenic sperm protein. Gene Ontology annotation, molecular function: histone binding. NCBI's taxonomy places the organism in Eukaryota, Metazoa, Arthropoda, Insecta, Hymenoptera, Megachilidae. The record is from RefSeq and is a predicted model, not a curated record. Gene Ontology annotation, biological process: CENP-A containing chromatin assembly; DNA replication-dependent chromatin assembly. Gene Ontology annotation, cellular component: nucleoplasm.
CACUCGUACAUACAAGUUGCACGCGUGCCGGUAAUAAACCGUUGUUUGGUAUAACGGUCGUUCCGUUAAAUCUCUCUGAGCUUUUGUACAUAAAUCUGCUCAUAAUUAUUAAAAUAAAGCUUGUGAUUUUCAAAAUUUUGCGUGCAAACAACGAGCAAUAUAGUGAAAGCGUGUCUGUCCUUAAAAGAACGUUAAUUCUUCAAUAAUUCGAGGAAAGGCGAGAUGGCUGACUACGUGGAGAGUGCAGCGUUCACCGAUCCAACGACCGCGAUAUCCCACGGGAAACGGCACCUGUUAGUACGUGAUUACACCAUGGCCGUGACCGCGUUGGCGCAAGCUUGUCAGAUGCUCGUCGAGAAACACGGGGACACUGCGGACGAGCUGGGCGAGCCUUAUCUUCUCUACGGUCGUGCUCUCCUCGGUCUGGCCAGGGAAGAGGCUGGAGUGUUGGGCGGUGGUGUACCGGGCACCGAGGAAUCCGUAGAAGCCGACGAGGAGGACGAAGAGGAAGGCGAAGAUGAGAAGCUGAGCAACGUGGACGAGAAAGAGGACGAGGAGAGCGAAGAGCGUGCUAGCGACAAUGGCACCAGCAAAGAGGAAGUCGACGGGAAAGAGGACUCGAAAACAGCUGAGAAAGCAGUGAAAUCAGACACAGAAAAGAAGGAAGAAAAAGUAGAAUCGAGUAGCGAUAAGAAAGAAGAAAAGGUAGAAUCAAGUAACAAGGAAAAAGAAAAGAAAGUAGAAUCGAGUAGCAAGGAAAAAGAAGAAAAAGUAGAAUCAAGUAGCGAUAAGAAAGAAAAAAAAGUAGAAUCGAGUAGCGAGAAGAAAGAAGAAAAGAUAGAGUCGACUAGCGAGAAGAAAGAAGAUAAAGUAGAACCGAGUAGCGAAAAGAAAGAAGGAAAACUGGAUUCUAAUAAAACUGAAGACAAGAAAAGCGAGCAGGUAGCGCAGAAGAAAGGCGAGGAAGCUAAAGCGGGCUCUAGCAAAGACCCGAAUCACGUCAAUGGACCUUCUUGUUCCACCGAACAGAAUGGAGAUAUAAAAGAAAAUGGAGAGGAGGCUGGUGAGGAUAUUGGAAAGGAGGAUGAAGAUGACGAGGUCAAUAAUUUACAGGUGGCUUGGGAAGUGCUGGAGCUAGCAAAGCUGAUUUUAAUGAAUCGCAGACAGCCUGGCUGGAAGCUACUAGCGGACGCUUAUCGACUUCUAGGAGAGGUAGCCAUGGAAGGUGGUAAUUUUCAAGGCGCCCUGAACGAUUUGCAUCGAUGCUUGGAACUGCUGCAACAAAUUGAACCUCGCGAACCAAGAGCGAUAGCAGAGAUCCAUUAUCAACUGGCGUUGGCUCAUUCUUUGGGCAACGAGUUCGACGCAAGCAUCGAGGAGUUCCACAAAGCAACGGAAUUGUUGGAGUCUCGUAUAAAAGAGCUGGAGGAGAUGAAGGAACCACCUAAAACGGACGAUUCUUUCUACACCGUCGAAGGAGAGAUACAAGAAUUGAAAGAGCUUUUACCAGAGAUCCAAGAGAAGAUUUCAGACAUGAAAGAUUUCAAGCAAGAAGCUUGCAAGCUUGUUAUAGAAGGCAUUAAGAGCAAAGUGGCCGGUGGCUGUUCAAAUGGUGCUGGACCGAGUGGCAGCAGCGAUUCUACAUCAAAAAUUCAGAAACCCGCCAGUGAUAUAUCGCAUUUAGUGCGUAAGAAGCGAAAAGCCGAAGAACCAGAGACAGAGAUUGCGUCUCCGUGCAAAAAACCAACGCCAGAGAAGACUGUUUGAACGGUUCUACCUAGUUCGGUGCACUUCAGACAUUCUUGAUACCUUGUUGCUUCGUUUUACGCGAUAAAAA